CUUCUUCCCUUUCUCAGCACGAUAAAUACCCUCCCCAAACCCACACUUUCACAUCGCAAUUCAAAAUCUUUCAUCUUCCUUUUCGUUCAUCUUUCUUCAUUUCUCCGUCCCAGCCAUGUCUUCAACCGUUGGCCAGACGAUCAAGUGCAAAGCUGCCAUUGCAUGGGAGGCAGGAAAGCCACUGGUGAUCGAAGAAGUAGAGGUGGCGCCACCCCAAGCCGGGGAAGUCCGUUUGAAGAUCCUCUACACCUCCCUUUGCCACACUGAUGUUUACUUUUGGGAAGCCAAGGGCCAGACUCCAUUGUUUCCUCGUAUUUUUGGCCAUGAAGCUUCAGGUGUUGUUGAGAGCGUUGGCGAGGGUGUCACUCAUUUGCAACCAGGAGACCAUGCCCUCCCUGUGUUCACAGGAGAGUGUGGGGAAUGCGUACAUUGUAAAUCAGAAGAAAGCAACAUGUGUGAGCUCCUCCGGAUCAACACCGAUAGGGGUGUAAUGAUCAAUGAUGGUAAAUCAAGGUUCUCUAAGGAUGGAAAACCCAUACACCAUUUCUUGGGAACCUCCACAUUCAGUGAAUACACAGUUCUCCAUGCAGGAUGUGUUGCAAAGAUCAACCCAGCUGCUCCACUUGACAAAGUUUGUGUUCUCAGUUGUGGAAUUUGCACAGGUCUUGGUGCUACUGUUAAUGUUGCAAAACCAAAACCUGGUUCCUCUGUUGCCAUUUUCGGACUUGGAGCCGUUGGCCUUGCGGCUGCAGAAGGGGCUAGGAUUUCCGGUGCUAAAAGAAUCAUUGGAAUUGAUUUAGUUUCAGAUAGAUUUGAAGAAGCUAAGAAGUUUGGUGUUAACGAGUUUGUGAAUCCAAAGGAUCAUGAUAAACCUAUUCAACAGGUAAUUGCUGAAAUGACCAAUGGAGGUGUGGACCGGGCUGUGGAAUGUACUGGCAGCAUCCAGGCCAUGGUUUCUGCAUUUGAAUGUGUCCAUGAUGGUUGGGGUGUUGCUGUACUUGUUGGUGUGCCUAGUAAAGAUGAUGCAUUCAAAACUGCUCCUAUUAAUUUCCUGAAUGAGAGGACUCUUAAAGGAACCUUUUAUGGUAACUACAAACCACGCACUGACCUUCCUGGUGUUGUGGAGAAGUACCUGAGCGGGGAGCUAGAAGUAGAUAAGUUCAUCACUCACUCAGUUUCCUUCUCAGAGAUCAACAAAGCCUUUGAAUACAUGCUGAAAGGACAGUCCAUUAGGUGUCUUAUUCGCAUGCAAGACUGAGAUGGAUGAAAUAGUUCAUCACUCUGCUGUUGAGGACAGAGGUCUCCAUCUUAAUUUUCAAGUGUUAAUAAAGUUUUUAUAGAAAAUCCUCUUUUAGGAUUAUGAUUGUCAUUUUUGUUGAGUGUUGAGACUGAAACGGUAUUUGAUCCUUUGUUCCUUUGUUGCUGCUUAUGUCUCUUUUUAAUUUUGCUGUUUAAUUGUUAAUUAAUAUUUUACUUCUACAUUAA
Molecule: messenger RNA, 1485 nt
Organism: Vigna umbellata (rice bean)
Lineage: Eukaryota; Viridiplantae; Streptophyta; Magnoliopsida; Fabales; Fabaceae
Product: alcohol dehydrogenase 1-like
Biological process (GO): formaldehyde catabolic process
Cellular component (GO): cytosol
Molecular function (GO): alcohol dehydrogenase (NAD+) activity; zinc ion binding; S-(hydroxymethyl)glutathione dehydrogenase [NAD(P)+] activity
Source: RefSeq, a predicted model, not a curated record